UCGGAAGGCGCGCUCCAGCAUCGGUUCCGCCAGUUUGGACCUGCAGCGACGACGGCGAGGACGCCGAACCAUAGGACGUCAGGACGUGGGACUGGAUGAAGGACGAGCGCUCGUCGUGGAACGUCCCGCUUUUUGGUUUCAUCCGGUACCGAACCCCGGAGGCUGCACCCCUUUGGAUCUUUAAGAGGAGGAACCAAAGAAAGACAUUUAAGCAUCUUUUUUAAAAGGCGUGUGUAACCGCUGAGCAGCCAUGACGGCAAACAACUCUGACCUGCCCUGGGACGAGUCUUCGGGCGCGGCGGACCCCUUCUCGGGAGCCGAGCAGCCGGGCAACUCGCCUCGGCAGGACGCCCCGCCGCUGACGGCGUGGGGCGUGGCCCUAUGCGUGUCAGGGACGCUCAUCGCCGCCGAGAACGCCGUGGUGGUGACCACCAUCCUGGCCACGCCGUCGCUACGGGCUCCCGUGUUCCUGCUGCUGGCCAGCCUGGGCUUGGCCGACCUGCUGGCGGGCGUGGCUCUCAUCAUGCACUUCCUCUUCCUGUUCUGCCUGGAGCCCAGCGACUGGUCCGAGCUGGUGACGUCGGGACUGCUGGUGACGUCGCUGACCGCCUCGCUGUGUAGCCUGAUGGGCGUGGCGUUGGACCGCUACCUCUCAUUAAGCCACGCCCUUACAUACGGCUCGGGUCAGUCCCGCCGCCGCGCCGCGCUCCUGUUGCUGCUGGUGUGGCUGGGGGCGUGCUUCAUGGGGGCGGGCCCGGCCAUGGGGUGGCACUGUCUGGACAAGCCCGAUUCCUGCUCGGUGGCGCGACCGCUCACCCGGACGUACCUGUCGCUGCUGUGCGGGGGCUUCCUGGUGGUGGUCCUGGUGACUCUGCAGCUCUACGCCGGAAUCUGCCGCGUAGCCCGGCGCCACGCCCACGCCAUCGCCACCCAAAGGCACUUCCUGCCUUCCAACCAGUCAUAUGCAAGCAAGCACGGCAGCGGGCGGGGCUUCUCCCGGCUGGUGGUGGUGCUGAGCGUCUUUGUGGGCUGCUGGAUGCCGUUCUCGCUGUGGGGGCUCCUGGGCGACGCCUCCAGCCCGCCGCUUUACACCUACGCCACGCUGGCGCCGGCCGCGGGGAGCUCCCUGCUCAACCCGAUCCUCUACAGCCUGAGGAACAAAGACAUUCGCAAGGUGCUGCUUCACGCCUGCUGCCCCCGCAGGCACCGCUCGCACGCCACGCACAUGCACCACCCCGUGGACGUGUAGGCCGCCGUGACAACCGCACCAUGCCAGGCGAUGCCGUUUGUGCCAAGAAAAAGUAGCGCGUCCGCCUCCCCCCUCCCCCUCCCCCGUCCGACUCGGGAGUGUGAAAUCUUUUCAAUACUCCCCCACGCACACGCCGCACUUUUCCAAGACACGAGGUCCUACUUUAUCAUCAGAACGUUCUGGACUGUCCUGGCAGGCGGCCAUCUUGGACUGUCAUGUUUGUGCCUGCAACCAUCAGCCCCCGCUGUAGCGCCACUGGAUCCUGCGGAGUGAGAACAAUCAGGAGG
Molecule: messenger RNA, 1536 nt
Organism: Doryrhamphus excisus (bluestripe pipefish)
Lineage: Eukaryota; Metazoa; Chordata; Actinopteri; Syngnathiformes; Syngnathidae
Source: RefSeq, a predicted model, not a curated record